Schistosoma turkestanicum is the source of this 618-nucleotide messenger RNA. Lineage: Eukaryota; Metazoa; Platyhelminthes; Trematoda; Strigeidida; Schistosomatidae. The record is from the annotation of a GenBank genome assembly.
AUGUCAAAGAAGAAAGGUUUGAGUCUCAAUGAAAAGCGGCAAAGAAUGUUAGAUUUCUUCUACGAAAAAAAAGACUUCUUUCAGCUUAAGGAGUUGGAAAGGCUUUGUCAGAAAGAAAAAGGUAUCAAUUCUAUGUCUGUAAAAGAUGUGUUGAUGAGCCUUGUUCAUGAUGGUUUGGUCGAUACCGACAAAAUAGGAACUAGUGUUUACUUUUGGGCGUUUCCCAGUAAAGCUGCUCAAAAACUUAAAUGCAACAUAGAGAAAUUGACGGCAGAUAUUCAAAGCACACGCAACCAGAUUUGUAAGACAACGAAAACGCUAGAUGAAGCCUUGCUGAAAAGAGAAGAUACAGAAGAGCGAAACAGAGUUAUUAACGAGCUAACUGAACAGAAACGGUUGCUUGAAUCACUUAGUUUAGAGCUUCAAAAUUUGAAAAAAUACGAUCCUGACCGCCUGUUGGAGCUGAAAGAACAAGAAUUAGUAGCUCUUGAUUCUGUUAAUCGUUGGACGGAUAAUAUAUUUGUGAUCAAGUCAUGGUUAAAUAACAAAUUCUCGCUUGAUGAAGCUACGUUUUGUCGCCAGUUUGAAAUACCGGAAAAUUUUGACUAUAUCUCUUAA